Molecule: messenger RNA, 1745 nt
Organism: Symsagittifera roscoffensis
Lineage: Eukaryota; Metazoa; Xenacoelomorpha; Acoela; Convolutidae
Product: lysosome membrane protein 2-like
Exons: 10
Coding region: 28-1587 (519 amino acids)
Cellular component (GO): cytoplasm; membrane
Molecular function (GO): scavenger receptor activity
Source: RefSeq, a predicted model, not a curated record
GGAUGGAUGUUUGUUUUUCAGUGACUAAUGGGGAAGAAACUACUUAUAGGCUUGUCUGUCGGAGGUUUGACUCUGUUGGCUUUGGGACUUGUGGCCUGCUUCGUCUAUCCGGUCAUCUACAACAAUGAGGCGUCGCUUGUUGAGGGAUCUGAAGUGUAUGACGAAUGGCAGGCGCCGGACUACCCAAUCUACAUGAAGUUCACCAUGUUCUCCUUCAACAACUCAGACGAAUUCCUCAAUGGCACAGAUGAUAGCCCAUCGGUACAGCAAGUUGGAUUGCUCUCUUACAGAGAGUACCAGAAUAAAGUGAACAUCUCAUUUGAAGCUGAUAGUAAGAAAGUGCGCUACUACAACAACAAGAUGUACGUGUUCGAUGAAGCCACUUCCACAAUGGCCGAAAAUGACACAGUCGUAGUUCCCAACAUCCUCUUAUUCACCCUUGCGCAGUUUGCAGAGGAUAGUGUGGCCGCGGUCGGAGAUAUCGUUCGAAAUGUGACUAAUACUUUAUGCAAAAGCGGUAACUCAACUGAAGAAAAUUCAGUGGCACCAUUUUACACAGUAGAAGGCGGAGACUUGCUCUGGGGGUACAACGAAAAUGCUCUUCUGGUUGCACUUCAAACAAAACUGGACGAAUUUCCAUAUAGCUUAUUGAAAAUUACCAUUCCAACAUCCAUUGGGCUACAGCUAAACGAUACAAAUGACGGAUUGUACGAAAUAUACACUGGUAAGGGUGACGACAACAGCAAUCGAGGAAUCAUCGAGAAAUGGAACAACUCGACGACGCUGAGUUAUUGGAACGAAACAUCGUGCAACAUGAUUAACGGCACUGAUGGCACGGUUUACCCUACCAAUGUCAACAAAAACGAACGACUAUAUAUCUUUAACACACAAGUUUGCAGAAGUAUUUUUGUGACUGCUUCAGCGGAUGAAAAGAUAGCGGGAAUCAAGACGGCAAAGUUCACAGCGCCGCCAGAAGUUUUCAAGGUGGACUUUGAAAAUAACCCUGGAUUUUGUCCGGAUGGCAAUGCGAGCAAAUGUCUGGGAGAUGGGCUUCUGGACGUCUCCAAUUGUAUACAGGAACAAAUGAAAGAUGCGUUGAAUCUCCCAAUUGAUCUUCCGCUGAGUGUGGUCAUCUCCAGUCCAGAGUUUCUCGAUGCCUCCCAAGAAAGGAUCGACUCCAUCAUCGGAUUCAACCCAGACCCAACGAAGCACGAGACAUUCAUCAAUAUGGAACUGGACAGUGGAAUUAUCCUGAAGGCAGCCAAAAGAGUGCAACUCAACACUGAGAUGAAAUGGUUCAAAGACAUCGAAAGCUUGCCUCCCAUUGAACCGGACAACUGGCCAUAUCUUGUUCCCCUCUUCUGGGGAGGGGAGUAUCUGCCUGUGGAUGACAAGUUGACUGGGCAAGUUAAACAGCUGAACAGAGUCAACCUUUCAGUAGAUGUGCUGUCGUACUUGGCCAUCGCAUUCGGAUGUCUAUUUUUAGUAGUGACAGUCGCACUAGUUAUAUACGCCUCAUACAAGAAGCGCCAAAACUACGAUGUUGAUGAUGUUGACAGGAGCGCUCUGCUUGGAAAACAGUUCUAGGACAGCAUAGGUACGUCAGAAAGGAGCCAGCAAGUUUCGCUCCACACUAAGUUUAUUAUGAUCAAAUUAUGUUUUUCACUUGUCUUGGUGCUAAAAAAUCAAAUCAGCUAUGAAAUAUUUUCUAUUCUGUAGAGGUAGUCAAUUCAAUAUAUCAAUUA